Molecule: messenger RNA, 777 nt
Organism: Rotaria socialis
Lineage: Eukaryota; Metazoa; Rotifera; Eurotatoria; Philodinida; Philodinidae
Source: the annotation of a GenBank genome assembly
AUGUUUCAAGAACAACAUCCUCAUGGCAAUUCAAGUGAUGAAGAGGAAUUAGAUAGUGAUCAUCAACUAGAACAUAAAUUGCCAUCCGAUAAUUUAGAUUUUGUUCCAACUUUCGUUAAAUUGAAACAAAUCAUUUUACUUCGACAUCGAAAUUUUGUUCAAUUACUCAAUGAAUUCAAUAUUACAUUAGAAAAGUUCACAAGAGAUGAACCUCAUUAUUUACGAUUUACUAUUGUACCGCAUUCGGAUUCAAAUAUCUUAUGGAAAGCACUUAUGCGUAUAGCAUGUUCGAAAAUUUCAAGAACCGAUCAAAGUAAAUCGAAUGAAAUCAUAUUGAAUUUACAACAAUUUUUAUCUGUACAUGAAUCAUUAAGUCAGCAAAUAUCUACAUUACAAUGUUCAGCUACAGCAUUAUAUAAUUCAUCACCAGGAGAUGAAAAUUCUUCAUUUACAACAGCAAAACUAUCUUUCAAUGUACCUAACGAUAAUGAAUGUUGUAUAUGUAUGGAUCGUAAACCAAAUUUAGUUUUGCCUUGUACACAUAGAUUUUGUGAUGAAUGCUUUCAACAAUGGUCUUCCCAAACAACAGCUACUUCAUCUCAUACAUGUCCGCUAUGUCGCGUCGAUGUAAACAGUGACAGUGGGUUUGUACUAGCCGAAACGCCAAAAUACGAUAAGGUCAAGAAGAUGCUUACUGAAUCUAUUUUAUCGUUGCCGAGUGAUUUAAAAAAUCGUGGUAAUGAUGGAACAUCAAUGACGGGAAGCUAUCGCGAAUGA